CACAAUCUGAGAAGAGAAUUCCACUCUGACUGCACUGCAUGCAACCAGCACAUGGACAGAACCAGCCGGGGAGACUGCGCAUUGAAGAGAUCAUAGUACAUCACCGACACCAGCUUAAAUCCUCAAAAGGUUGGUUUCAUCGUGACCUUCACAGUAAGUCUAGACUUGAACAUGAACCUGUCAACCAGUACUGAUGGCUCCUGUAAUGAGACCAUGUGCGGAAUUAAGUUUGGGGAACAUGGCAUUGCACUGGCUGUGAUGUACAGUAUCACCUUCAUUGUGAGCUUGACAAUGAAUUGCAUGACCCUAUGGCCAAUUAUCAUACAAGUCAAGCAGAAGAACGUUCUUGGAAUUUACCUCUUAAGCCUCACCAUAUCUGAUCUCCUCUAUGCUUUGACCAUCCCUCUCUGGGUCAUCUACUACUACAAUGGUCACCGAUGGAAAUUUGGCUGGAUAACGUGCUAUCUCUCAGGGUUUAUCUUCUACUCCAACGUCUACAUCAGCAUUCUGCUGCUCUGUUGCAUCUCUGUGGACCGCUACCUCGCUGUUGUCUACCCAAUGAAGUCGCAGAACAUUCGCCGGCCCAGCACAGCCAUAAAACUCAGUGUCCUCAUAUUCCUGUCUGUCUUCACUUUCCACCUCUUCAUCAUCUUCGGGACGAUCCAUGACAACAGUCCCGACAUGGCCAACCUAACGUGUUUCGAACACAUCCCUCUUGUCAAGCCGCUGGCAGUCGCGAAUUACGUCCGAUUUUUCCUUGGGUUUCUGCUCCCGCUCCUGCUGUUGAUAUUUUGCUACCAACGGAUUUUCAAAGGGGUCAGGAAGAGUUCAACGCUUCAAGCAGAGCAGAAGGCUAAAGUGAAGCAGCUUUCUAUAUCGGUCAUCAUCAUUUUCCUCAUGUGCUUUGGCCCCUAUCACAUCAUUCUCUUGUUCAGGACCAUUAACUUCUCUUUGAUGAACUGUACCUGCCUAUUUGAACGUAAGGUUCUUCUCUGCUUCAGUGUUUCCUUGGCCUUUUCCAGCUUCAACAGUGCAGUGGACCCGAUCCUUUAUGUAUUGGUCAGUGAUAGCGUCAAAAAGGACCUGAAGAAAUCUUUUACCGCCAUUGGAUAUAAAAGCUUCAGGAAGAGAAGUAGUUCCCCCACUAUCUUCAGCAGGACUACAGUUUGACCUCCCCACGGGCACAAAGAACUGAAGGGUGAGAGUGUGGCACAGAGGCAAAGCGGGUAGAGCAGCUGCUUCACUACUCCAGAGACCCCAAGUUCAAUCCUGACCCCCGGCGCUGUCUGCGUGGAGUUUGCACGUUCUCCCUGUGACCGCGUGGGUUUCCCCCCACCCCCACCCCGGGUGCUCCGGUUUCCUCCCACAUCCCAAAGACGUGUGGGUUGGAAGGUUAAAUUGCUGCUGUAAAUUAUCGCUAGCGGGUGAGUGGUAGAAUUGGAGGGGGGUUUUAUCGAUAAGAAUGUGAGGAGAAUAAAAAAGGCUGGAACUAAUGUAGGAUUGGUGUGACGGACACUAGUGUGUUGGCAUGGGCUCGAUGGGUGGAAUAGUCUGUUUCCAUGCUGUGUCACUCUAUGACACAACACUGUUGGCCAGAAGCUUGUCUGAGGAUGUGGAAGCGUUGGAAACCGUGCAGAGGAGAUUUACCAGGAUGCUGCCUGGUUUGGAGAGUAUGCAUUAUGAGGAGAGACUAAGGGAGCUCGGGCUUUACUCUUUGGAGAGAAGGAGGAUGAGAGGAGACAUGAUAGAGGUGUACAAAAUAUUAAGAGGAAUAGAUAGAGUAGACAGUCAGCGCCUCUUUCCCAGGGCACCAAUGCUCAAUACAAGAGGGCGUGGCUUUCAAGUAAUGGGUGGGAAGUUCAAGGGAGAUGUCAGAGGGAGGUUUUUUACCCAGAGAGUGGUUGGAGCAUAGAAUGCGGUGGUGGAGGCAGAUACUUCAGUCAAAUUUAAGACAUUACUGGAUAAGCAUAUGGAGGAAUUUAAAAUCGAGGGAUAUGUGGGAGGAAGGGGUUAGAUAGUCUUAGGCGAGGUUUAAAGGUUGGCACAACAUUGUGGGCCAAAGGGCCUGUAUUGUGCUGUACUGUUCUAUGAUUCUAUGAUUGUCUUGCCCAGAUACAUUGAUCGAGAGGGUUGUACUUGACUGAAAGCUCCCAUGCACAACAGGAGACAAGAUGUUGGCAAAACAAGAAGGCAAAUGGUGCCUGACAUUAUGAUUAUAACUAUAAACUGCCAGGAAAACCUUACCAAGCAGCAGAUAUAGAUGUGCACAGAUGCACGCACACACACACACACACACGCACACACACACGCACACAGGAAGUGGCAGAGACAGGUGCAAUUACAACAUUUAAAAGACAUUUGGACAGGUACAUGGAUAGGAAACGUUCAGAAAGUUAUGGGCCAAACGCAGGCAACUGGGACUAGCUCAGGUAGACAACUUGAUCAGCAUGGACGAGUUGGGCCGAAGGGCCUGUUUCCCAUGCUGUAUGGUUUUAUGACUCUGUGACACAGACACACAUGUAUAUGUACAUGGGCGCACACAUGUAUACACACACAUAUAAAUGUGUACAUGCGCACAUGCACACACAUGUAGUCCACACAUAUAUGCACACUUCCACACACAUACAUGCACAAAUAUACAUAUGUAGAUGUCCAUACAUGCACAUAGAUAUACACAAAACACAUAAAAGGGUACACACACAAACAUGUGUACACACAUGCAUUUGCACAUAGUCUCACACACAGCAAACACAGGCAUACAGUACACACACAUAUACAGACACACAUGCACACACGCACAUACACACACGCACAUGUACACAGACACAUACGCACACACACACACAUUUGCAGAUGGACACACAUUCACAUAAGCACAUAACUUUCCAUGUCAACCAUUCUAAACCCAGAAGGUCCAACCAAUAAUACAGAGCAAGAGAGCAGAGGAACGAUUAGGGAGCACGGCAGGCUGGUAGGCUGACUGUGCCACAUGAUGUACGUUAUGUGGAUUUCCCCUUAUUUCUACUCGCCCUGUGCUGGGAGGACAGAGAUCUCUCCUUCCUCUUUAGCUCAGGAUACUGCGGCAACUUUUUUAAGUCAUCCAUGCACUGAUCCACGUCUGUAGAGAAACUAAUUUCGAAGACAACUGCGCCUACUCUGGGGCAACACAAAAGACACCGGAGGAUAGUCAGCCGUGGUCCACUGCUCCUUCACACUUUCACAACGUGCAGCCUUCCUGUGGUCAAGAGAAAUCACAUGAACUGACAUCCUGCAUUGUACCUGUAAGGGAGUUUUUAAUGGUUUAUCGAAUUGUACCAAACUCGUUUUAGACAUAUAACA
Pristis pectinata (smalltooth sawfish) is the source of this 3339-nucleotide messenger RNA. RefSeq names its product probable G-protein coupled receptor 132. Gene Ontology annotation, biological process: G1/S transition of mitotic cell cycle; G protein-coupled receptor signaling pathway; negative regulation of G2/M transition of mitotic cell cycle. Gene Ontology annotation, cellular component: membrane. Lineage: Eukaryota; Metazoa; Chordata; Chondrichthyes; Rhinopristiformes; Pristidae. The transcript has 2 exons. Bases 172 to 1170 code for a protein of 332 amino acids. Gene Ontology annotation, molecular function: G protein-coupled receptor activity. The record is from RefSeq and is a predicted model, not a curated record.